This is a messenger RNA of Anthostomella pinea, 1104 nucleotides long. The record is from the annotation of a GenBank genome assembly. Lineage: Eukaryota; Fungi; Ascomycota; Sordariomycetes; Xylariales; Xylariaceae.
AUGAUGUCGUCGUUCCCAGGCAUGCGGCCGGGAUCAAGCAGCGCGUACGAUGUGCCGCAGAUGCCUCCUAUCGCGGAGGUCGAGGAUACAACUCCUGCUCCGGCGGUGCCCUCAAUUGCGGAGAGCGACGAUACGGCUCCGCCUGUGCCCCUGAAGUCGCCGGCGAGACGGUCAAUGCUAAAUGGCCCCGGCAUGAAUGCUUACAACCAUCCGUACCGGGGAGAAGCCCCGCCGGCUUACAGCAGCUUCAGCAUCCCGUCGAGCAGUAGCAGUGACAUACCGCCCGAUCAACCGCCGCCCAAGGACAGACGGCCGACUUGGCUCGUACGGAGAGGUGGCUGGUGCAAAGUAGGACUGCUCGCCCUCGUCACGGUGAUGUGUCUGGUAGGCAUCAUAGUGGGCGUCGUGCUCGGGGUGCGGAAUUCCAAAAACAACUCAAACAACAACUCCAACACAUCCCAAGGACCGCUCCCAGUCCGCUUCCCCGCCGGCUCCUACGCCUUCACAGCCGCGCUCUCCAACACCAGCACGGCCUGCACCUCCAACCCUGCCACCUUCCGCUGCUACCCGUACACAACCUACAACAGCACCUCAUCCUUCGCCGACGCAUCCACAACCUUCUUCUGGACCAUCGUCGAGACCGCCCAGGAUGUCUACACCAUCUCCUCGACCGCGAACCCGUUCGCCCCGCAGUUCACCAACGUCUCGCUCGCGCUUCUAGACGGCGGCCUCAGCUCCGAGCGCCUGUCGUUCACGACGCCGCUGGGCGACGCGGCCGUCGUGCCGACUGGCCCGAUUGUCGAGGGCAGUAAUGAGGUGACUACUUGCUAUUACAAUGAUACGGUGCUGAGCACGAUGAUCUGGACGCGAAGAGGGGCGCAGUUUGGGGGGUAUGCUACGACGACGGGUGGGAAUAGGGGUGGUGAUGGUAGUAAAAACUUUGAUGCUUGGCCAUACGCGGUCCAGGUUGCGCGCACGGCAGCGCCGGGGAGCGGUGUGCCGGAUUGUCGGAAUGCGGAUGGGGAGCGCGUGGGUGAUUUUGCGGUCGUGGAUGGAGGUGGGGAAUGUGGGUGCUGGUAUGCGAAUUUUGGGCUGGAGUCAUGA